AUCGAUGACUCUAUUAACACGGAUAUUGAAACUGAUAUGUGGAAUUUUUUCCUUUUAUCCACAACACUGUUUAUCUGUACCCGUGUUGCUAAUGGACAGCCUGAUGGUACUAUCAGACUAAUUGGGGGAAAUAAUCAAGAAGAAGGACGCAUCGUGAUUUAUCACAACUAUCAAUGGGGAACAAUAUGUGAUGAUAAUUUCGAUACGUCAGAUGCUGUUGUAGCUUGUAGACAACUUGGUUAUAGGACGUCCAUGCCUAUAGUGUACACAGCAGGUGGUGGAUCAGACCCAAUAUGGUUAGACGAUAUGGGUUGCGAAGGUACAGAAUUGAGAAUUGCUAAUUGCAGACAUCCAGGAUGGGGCGUCCACAAUUGUAACCAUGGUGAAGAUGUUGGUGUAAGAUGUACAGGACAAUAUGGUGUAAAUGGUAAUUGGGGAUGUUGGUCCACUUGGUCAUCUUGCACUUCCUCUUGUGGUUCUGGUACAAGAAAAAGAACAAGAUUGUGUGACUCUCCUUCGCCAGCAUUUAAUGGAUUACCGUGUACUGGUGACUCAAACGAAACGCAACCAUGUACUGGCAGUUUUUGUCUAGUUAACGGAAACUGGGGAUCAUGGUCAGGCUGGACAGUAUGCAGUUCUAGUUGUGAUACUGGCCAUCAAACGAGAUCCCGUCUCUGUAAUAAUCCGGUACCAUCAUCAAAUGGUGCGCACUGUUAUGGAAAGUUGUUUGAAGUACUUAACUGCAGCAUUGCAAGGUGUACAGUUAAUGGAAACUGGGGAUCAUGGUCAGACUGGACAAUAUGCAGUUCUAGUUGUGAUACUGGCUAUCAAACGAGAUCCCGUCUCUGUAAUAAUCCGGUACCAUCAUCAAAUGGUGCGUACUGUUAUGGAAAGUCGUUUGAAGUACUCAACUGCAGCAUUGCAAAUUGUACAGUAAACGGAUUCUGGGGAUCAUGGUCAGUGUGGACACUUUGUAGUUCUAGUUGUGAUUCUGGCCAUCAAACGAGAUCCCGCCUCUGUAAUAAUCCGCUGCCAUCUUCCAAUGGUGAAUACUGUAAUGGAGAGUCGUUCGAAGUACUAAACUGCAGCUUUACAACGUGUACAGUGAAUGGAAACUGGGGAUCAUGGUCGGUGUGGACAGAAUGCAGUUCUAGUUGUGAUUCUGGCCAUCAAACGAGAUCCCGAAUCUGUAAUAAUCCGGUACCAUCAUCAAAUGGCGCAUACUGUAAUGGAAAGUCGUUCGAAGUACUUAACUGUAGCAUUGCAAGAUGUAUAGUUGACGGAAGUUGGGGAGAGUGGGGUAAGUGGUCAGAAUGCAAUGCAACUUGUGAUGGUGGUGUACAGAAACGUACGCGUUAUUGCAAUAAUCCAUAUCCUUCUACUGGUGGAUCUGCAUGUUCAGGGAUGACCUAUCAAAUAUCAAUAUGCGCCGAGACUAAUUGUCCAGUCAUUGGCACCUGGUCAGAAUGGGGAGUUUGGAGUUUAUGUUCGACCUCGUGUGGUUCCGGCAAUAGGACAAGAGGUAGACGAUGUGACAAUCCUCCUCCGUCUUAUGGCGGAGAGUAUUGUUAUGGCAAUACAUUAGAAUCAGAUACUUGUAAUACCCAUGAAUGUCCUAUUGAUGGUGACUUGAGUGAAUGGUCAUCCUGGGAUACUUGUAGUGCAACCUGUAAUGGAGGAAUUCAGGAUAGAAAUCGGAAAUGUGAUGCUCCUCUGCCAUCUAACGGGGGACGUUACUGCAAUGGGUCAACAAUAGAAAGUCGUUCUUGCAACACCGAGAAUUGUAAAAUUGACGGACAAUGGAGUGCAUGGCAAGAAUGGCAACCAUGCAAUACAACUUGUGGUAACGGUUCCAAACACCGAAUCCGGGAAUGUGAUAGCCCGACACCGUACUUCGGGGGCUCUGAAUGUAUAGGACUUGCAUUAGACAUUCAAGCUUGCUUUCCAGACAUAUGUCCAGAUGCACAUCUACAGGUCAAAAAGGAAACAUCAAAUACGGUCUCAUCUGCACUUUUUGGAGGUGUUGCAGUUGCGUGCAUUGUUGUAACUGUUUUCAUAACGUGUAUAGCUUUAUUUGUAUUUCGCAGAUUAAGACUUGGUAAAGUUGCAAAAAGAAAAAAAAGUGGAUGCAACACCGAAAGUCUUGCUGAAUUAAGAGUAACUAGCCAACAAAAUGAUUACGAUUGCAUCGGACGGGCUAGUGGUAUACAGAGUGGCGUUUAUGACACCUGCAGAAAUACUAAUAGUAAUGUCUAUGAUAAUACACCAUUCACUGCUAACGCUUCAUGCAAUGCUAACAAUGUCGAAUCACGUGCUCAUGCGAAAAUUCCAUGCAAUUCUGACAAAGUCGAAUCACGUGCUCAUGCGAACAUUCCAUGCAAUGCUGACAAUGUCAAAACACGUACUACUGCGAACAUUCCAUGCAAUGCUGGCAAUGCCAAAACACCUGAUCAUGCGAAAAUUCACUCUAAUGGUGACAAAGUGGAACCAUGUGCUCAUGCGAACAUUCCAUGCAAUGCUGAGAAAGAUGAAGAGAUAUACGAGAAUCUGAAAAUAAGAUGA
This is a messenger RNA of Mytilus trossulus (common blue mussel), 2562 nucleotides long. RefSeq names its product A disintegrin and metalloproteinase with thrombospondin motifs adt-2-like. The record is from RefSeq and is a predicted model, not a curated record. Bases 37 to 2562 code for a protein of 841 amino acids. The transcript has 16 exons. Gene Ontology annotation, cellular component: membrane. Lineage: Eukaryota; Metazoa; Mollusca; Bivalvia; Mytilida; Mytilidae.